Puntigrus tetrazona (Sumatra barb) is the source of this 5838-nucleotide messenger RNA. RefSeq lists its product as uncharacterized. The record is from RefSeq and is a predicted model, not a curated record. The transcript is spliced from 12 exons. The coding region runs from base 1671 to 2648 and encodes 325 amino acids. NCBI's taxonomy places the organism in Eukaryota, Metazoa, Chordata, Actinopteri, Cypriniformes, Cyprinidae.
UUCCUAUCAAGGCUGUUGCCUAUUGGUGAGUCAAGGGUAUCUAUGACGUUAUAAAAUAAAAGGGCGAAACAUCAAAAGUGGCUUUCAUUCUGCUUGAAACCACAGAAUGAGAAGCCCAGAAAAAAUCAUGCUGAGAGGAUUGAUAAGUUUUAGUGUCUUAAUGAUAGUCACAGAAGGAUCAUCAGUGAAAGUGGAUCCAGGAGGAAACACAACACUCCCCUGUAGCAUUAAAGAAGAAAGAGAGAUUAACUGGAUCAUUACUAAUGGAAACCAAACGUUUGUUAGAAUUCUAAGACUAGAACAUGGUUAUGGUCCAGAAUCUAAACCUGAGCCGUCUAAUAUUCACCCCAGUUAUACAGGUCGGAUAAGAGCUCUCAAUUCAUCCACAAACACUCACUCUCUGCUUCUGAUGAACAUCACUGACACUGAUCUCAUGCUCUACUGCUGCACUGAAUAUAAGAUUGAGCAAACUCACUGCACAAAACUGGAGUACGCAGAUCUUAAAAUCCUGCCAGAUUCUCCUUCUCCUGAUAUAAAGCAUCAGGGUCACAUCAGUACCAUAAUAUGGCUGCCUGUGAUCUGUGUGCUUCUGUUCCUCUCACUGUUGUCAAAUGUGUGCCUGUGCUGGAGAAUAAAAAGACCAAAAAAAGAAAACUACAAGGACUCAAAGACAGUAUAUAAAAGCACACAAGGCGAGCAGGGUAAUGAAGCUGAUGAAAUUUCAUAUGCAUCUGUACGUAUAAACAAAACACAAAGAAACAGAGGACAGCAUCAUCAUCUCACGCAGGACACCGUGUAUGCAGGCAUUAAAUGAAAAAAAAAGCAUUUCCAGAGCCUGGAAUGUCUGCUUACAUUUUGUACAAAAUAAAAAAAAAAUUAAAUAGCAAAAUGCUGGACAGAACAUUUUUUUCUGGCAUUUUAUAUAAAUGACAGAGGAACAAUAAUUUUUAAAAAUGCAAUAUUUCAGCUAUUUCAGAUAUUUUCGACCAAGUAAAAGUAAUUUUGGAAAAUGCCAAAUGUAAUAGGUAAAUUUAGUAGGUAUUAAGAAAAGAAAUAUUCAUUAAUUAGAUCAUUGGUGUCGAACUUAAUUCUUGGGAGUUGAAUUCCUGCACAGUUUAGAUGCAACGCUACACACCUGAUCCGACUAAUUCAGUCUUCAGGCUUAAUUAAAAACUGCUGUACUCCAGUUUGACACCCUUGGUUUAGAAUAUUAUUUAACAAAAUACCAUUAUAUAUUCACAGAAUAAUAACAUACUUUGCACGUUAGCAUAGACCAGAAAUGAACUUGAUCAGCAAAGAAUCGCAAAGACAUUCAAAUAAACACUAAUCUAGUGUUCAAAUAUGUUAUGUCAUUAUGGAAUAAAGACUUUUAAAGAAAGUCCAUCCAAAAAGUCCAUUAAGGAGUUUUAAUAAAUUUGAUGUUUAAAGUUGCAGUUUAAAAUCGCACAAACAAAACUUAAUGGUGUUUCAGUAUCGCACCAAAAAAGAGAAAUGAACUGCACUGACCCUAACACAAAGCAUCUGCAAAUCACAUUACACUCAACAACCUCUCUUACGCAAACCACACAGGGUACAUGAGCACAAGUACUUUUGCUUUAGAGUUCUUCUUGUCUGACCAACCUAUGCAGUGCCUGUCAAAACUGGAUAUGUAAUGACUAUGGUUAAUAAUCAUGUACAAUAUCAUACAUUACCCUAUCUAUCCGAUUUCGCUUAUACUUUUGCUUUUACUUUCUAUACAUCAAGUGACUCUUCUUAUUGUAAUAAUAGUAUACACAUAUAUGCCUUUAUUGUCCACUUUGGAUAAAAAAAAAAUUCAAACAGUUGCUUAUCAAAGACUCAAAAGUGUGCAAACAAAAAAACAACAACAGCAGGCACCACCCGUAACCUACAAAUACUGCCGAUGCAUCCGCGAACCGAAAGUCAGAUCGUGUGUGGAACUGUGUACGGCAGAAACAGGGAGGAGACGAGCAGAGGACAUCUACACUCAGCGGAGCUGCAUUCAUGACGGCAACGAAAUGCUAUUAACAGGUAUUUCGUGGAUCCUCGUGCUGAUUCCCUUCAGCUCAGCCAAUAGAGGUGUCACAGUCAAUUGCAAGGGUGAUAGCACUAAAUUAUCCUGUCUUGACAAGAAUCAUAUCGAAGGCAACGAGAUAAACGCACUUUGGAAAAAACAUUCUGGUGAAAAGGUGAUCUGGAAAUACAACGGAGACAGCAAAAGAGGAGACACUUUCACGAACAGGACAGUACAGCUGAAUGAUGAUUUAUCUCUUUCCAUUUCCGAAUGUGAUCAGUCAGAUGAAGGCAUAUAUAUUCUCUGCAUCAAUGGAAAACCCAACUGCGAGGUUUCACUGUAUAUCAAAGACUCAAAACUGUGCAAACAAAAAGCAACAACAGCACAAUCAGCUAAAAGCACUGCAUUUCCUAUUUGGGCAAAACAAGCUGUCACAGAUGAAAAUCCCACCAUACCCACAAAUAUUUACACCAGAUGGGUUAUUUAUGCCUGUUCAUCUUCGGUGGUGCUUGUCGUCAUAUCGCUGUGUAUCAGUGUUCUACUUAAAUUCAGCUCAAAAGAAAAAACAAGUAAAAAUGACAAAUCGGGAUCUAAAUUGCUCCACAGUGAUAUACAGAAAAACUAUGCUGAUGUAUGAUUUAAAAGCAGCGUAUCAUAAGAAUGGCCAUGAUCCCAUAAAAAUAAAAUUACGAUUUAUAUCACAUCACAUUUUUAAGUCAGCACAGAAAUGCCCGAAUAACAUUUGCCCACCCGUUUUUUUGAUAUUGGGCAAACCGUCUUUCUCUUACUGUUUGUGGUUGUAUCGUCUUUAUUUAGAGACCAAUGAUAAGAGGAAAGACAAUGCAACUACAAACAGUAAGAGAAAGAAAGUUUGGACGAUACCAAACAAAAGGCUGGUUAAAUGUAGUUCAUAUAUGUUGUCAAUACAUAUCUGUCAAUGUAGAUUAGUUUGUAAAAAAAUUAAAACUGUAAAUAUUUGUAUAUAUUUAAAGAUGUGCUUAGAAUUUAUCGAAAAUAUAAGGAAUAAAUCAUAUACCUUAUAUAUUUAUACAGUAAAAUUUGUUUAUUAUAAUGAUUUAAUAAAGUUUAAUAAAGUAUUUUUUUACAAAUAUUGCCUUGCAUGUCCUUUAUUCCAGCUGCACAUUCUUCUCCAUGAUUUGGGCCUGUAAAUAAUUUAAAUCACAUAUGCUAUUACUUUAGUUAUACGAGACUUGAAACGGAAAGUAAAUGAAGACUUUUCUGUAAAUUUCACAGUAGCCCACACGUUUCCACCCAACAGUCCAAAAACAAAACAUGUUUAGGAAAUAACCGAGUGACUUCACGCUUAUUCCAAAUGAAUGAGAACCCUUAAUCCUUAUCUAUUAAAACAUUUUUUAAUCUUUAAAAAGCACCUUCAAAACCUCAAUCACAUGGCUAUUACUGAUCCUACUCUAGAAACUACCAUUUAGAAUGUUUAAUUAACAUAUCUACAAUUUUAGCAAACAUAACAGCAAUACCCACAUGCUAUUAAUAGCACGUAUUAAUUCAGGAGUUUAUUCAUUUUGAAGCAAACAUCAUUUUCUCACAUUGGGGUGGACACUGUGACCCAUUUAGGAUAGAAUUCACUUUAUAAAUCCCUUAGAGCCUAGGUCUUCGACCCUGCUCACACGCUAUAAAUGUUAUUUCAAAACUGGUUCAACACAAUGGGAGUUAUAGAAGUACAAGUUAUAGAAAACCUUGAUCAGCUGGUUUGUUCAGGGUUGUAGCUGAACUCUUCAAGACAGUGUGUCCCCAGGAGCCGGUUUUAAAGACCCUUGCCCUAGCGCUGUGCUUUCCGAACCUGCACUGGAGGACUUCCUGCCCUGCACCUUUUGUAUUUCUACCCUAAUCAAAUGCACCCAAUUCCUGCAGUCUUGCAAGCAGCUGGGAAGGUGAGCCUGCAGGACAGGUUUGGAAACUGAAGUGGUUAUAGCAUUUAACAAUCACUUAACACUGCGCAAUGUGCAACACGCAUACAAGCAAAGAUUGCAAAAAUGUUAAAGCUGAGAAAGAUUGUUGACUUGAACUUGAAAACUUUGCCCCGACAUGCACAAUGACUAAGCCUAAUCAAAUUUAUUUCAAUGAAGCUUUGCAUAAUACGUACAUGUCUGUACAUGUUUGAAUAGCCAGUAAGCAAAGGAGUUGAGGUAAUGGAAUUUUUUUUAUUAUCUAUGAUUGACACGCACGCCACAUGCUUACAUCACAUGUUCUUUCAGACAAUGUUUUUCUGUGACAUUAAUCAGCUGUUUGUUCAGUUGGGAGUAAUAACAUUGGGCAAGUACAAUCUGUCAUCAAGGCUUGGUUUCCCGGAAUAAAGGCUGUUAAACCUGUUAUUUAAAUACCGCAUGAAACCAUUGGACUUAAAUGCAAAUCAUAAACUCAUAAAAUAAGAUGAGCAAUAUAUUUAUUCAACAUGGUGCAUUGUUUUGUGGCAUUGAUAUCCUUAUACAGCUUUAUUUUACUGUUAUUAAAGUGUUCAUGUAAAAAAAAAAAAACAGCACAGCUGGAUACACACUGAACCUUGUGAUGGUUGCAUAAUUUUUCUUAAUCUCAGUGCAACUACUGAAAGAAUAAAAGUAAAGUAAAAUGAAGUGCGUAUAAUCUUUCCUCAUAAAUGGACGAGGAAGGGUUUGGUUAGGGAAAUUGCUAUGAAAAUGAAUUCACUCGAACACAACAAUACAGUCACACAACCCAACAUGUGAUCCUGCAUGCUUUAAAUGAGGGGUUUUAAAGGUUAACCUAAAUCACAGGGUUACGCUGAGGGUGACAUUUCUGCUUCUUUAAAAUUAGAAUGUAUUUGAAAUAUUAAAAAAUAAAUAAAUAAGCGUUGGUACUCAGAGUAAUGUCAGUCUGCCACCCAAAGCAGAGAACUACAGUGUAAAUCUAACCAUGAAAACAUACAGCAUUAUCAUUUGCCUGAAAUAUGAGUAUCAGCAAUGUUUGACCUCAUAAAAAAAAAAAAAAAAAAAGGUUCACACUAAGCAGGUUAAAGUUUCAAAAACAAACAGAUUAAACAAGUUCUUACAGGAAGGACAUUAUAUAGGGUUUAAACCGGUUUAUACCGGUUUAAACAGGGAAUAAAACGAAAGCCAAACAAACAUUAUUAUCGUUGCUGUACAUUUAGAUCUUUAAAAUAUAAUUGGUUAGAGAUUUCUUUGAAUCCGUUUAAUUCAGGUCAACACUAUACACAUACAUAUACACAUAUAUAUAUAUAUAUAUAUAUACACAUAUAUAUAUAUACAUAUAUAUAUAUAUAUAUAUAUAUAUAUAUAUAUAUAUAUAUAUAUAUAUAUAUACACAUACACAUACAUAUAUAUAUAUAUUCUUUCUACUGUCUACCAGUUCAAUGCGGACUUCUUGCAAACAAACUUAAGCUGCAUGGCUUUCAUGUAAAUCACAUGAUGCAAAAAAAAAAACCCACAAGUCACAACAGGACAUUUCACAUAUCUAUUUCAGUUUCUGUUUUAUUUGUUAAUCUCGCUAACAGCGUAAGUUUAUACACACAUAUACGCAAGUCUAUUUUUCCACAUGCAUAUAAACAAGCAGAGCUGUCAACAGAGAAAGUAUAGAACAUAAUUAUAGGACUGCAGAUAUAGGAUUAAAAUUUGUUCCUUAGCUAGUUUUUGACAGGUCAUUUAUGUGGCCGUCACGCCCCAAUGAUAUUGUUCAACCAAAACAAACACAAGUAGUGCACAGGUAAAAUAUACAUUUUAUUACUCUACACACAGUACAAUUACUUUUAGUCUUGGAAAGAAGUUCACCAUAAAUUCUGUCAAAGAUGACCAAAGCUUAUAAAGGUUGAAAUGGCA